AUGGGGACGACAGGACUACAAUCAACGCUGUGGCUCCUCUACCUUACGCUGCUGGUCAGCGUGCUCGCUCAAACUGCAGCAAACUCAUCCCAUCUGGGCCGAGUCUGCACGACCUGGGGACAGAACCACUGGAAGACAUUUGACGGGGACUACUUCCAACUGGUUUCCACCUGCACACAUGAAGUGGUGUCACAGUGCCAGGGCUCCUUUGAAAAUUUCAACAUCCAGAUGAAACGCAAGCUGGUGGACGGCAUCUCCAGCAUUGAGCGAAUCUUAGCGAAGCUGGAAGGUUCUGUGGUUCUCAUCACAAGAUCCAUCUCGGUGAUAGAUUAUGCCGAAGACAACAAAGUGAGUGAUCCAACGGGUGUUUGCUUGGAGCCAGAACAAGCCAUUCCAGAGCUCUGCGGAAGCAAGAGUGCCUGCGAGGAAAUCUUCUCCAGAGCUCCAUUUAGCAGCUGCCAAAACCUCCUGGACAUUGAUUCCUUUGCCACCGCCUGCAUGUCUGAUCGAUGCAACAGUGACGAUUCCCUUCUGUGUAAAACAGUCUCAGAGUUCUCAAGGCAGUGCAUCCAUGCAGGUGGACAGCCUCAGCAGUGGCGGAGUCCAUCUUUUUGCCCUAAGACGUGUCCCACUGGCAUGGUGUUCAUGGAGUGCAGCAGCUCAUGUCCCAACACUUGCUCCAACCCUCAGGCCUCCCAGACUUGUGACACCCACUGUAUGGACGGUUGCAGCUGCCCUGCUGGAACUGUCUUGGAUGACAUUGGUGAAAAUGGCUGCGUAGCAGUGGAAUCCUGUCCUUGUUUGCACAGCGGCAAGGCCUACAAAUCUGGAGAGUCGUAUGAAUACAACUGCAGAUCUUGCACGUGCCAGAACGGUCGGUGGUCUUGCACUGAAAACGAUUGUCCAGCGACCUGCUCUGUGGAAGGGGGCUCCCACAUCAACACAUUUGAUGGCAAGGCCUACACAUUUCAUGGAGACUGCAGCUACAUAAUGGCACAGGUCAUCAAAGUUCAAUCGUCCGGUCAGGUCUUUGUGAACAAGAUUCUCUCUCAGCUUCCAUUGUUUACCUGCAAGUUCAGCACUUCAUGCACUCCAGGAACUGUGUAUGAGUACAGCAUGACCAGCUGUGGCCGCACUUGCUACGCUCUCAGCCAGGUGGACUACACCUUUUCUGCAGAGAAGGACGUCUUAGCUGCCAAGGACUUCAAACACAAGGACUACUGUGGCUCUGGCAGUGGAAGCUUCAGAAUUGUUACUGAAAAUGUUCGAUGUGGAACCACAGGAACGACCUGUUCCAAAACCAUCAAGAUCUACCUCGGGAGUGACGAGUAUCUCCUCAAAGACGAGACCCUUCGAGUGGUUAAGGGCAGCAGCCCCUCUCAGGUAUCCAAGAUGGGCAUUUACCUAGUGGUGGCCAUCAAACCAGGACUAGUGGUCAUGUGGGACAAGAAGACCAGUCUGUUCAUCAAACUUGGUCCACAGCAUCAGGGAAAAGUGUGCGGUCUUUGUGGAAACUAUGACGGCAAUAGCAAGAAUGACUUCACCACACGCUCCCAGGAGACAGUAGCAGAUGUUCUGGAGUUUGGUAACAGUUGGAAGGUUUCAUCUGGAUGUCCUGAUGCCAAGCUAUCAACAGAUCCCUGUACCAGCAACAGAUACCGUGCAGCAUGGUCCCAGAGGCAAUGCAGUAUCAUCACCAGUGUCACGUUUCAAGACUGUCAUUCAAAGGUGGAUCCUGGUCCAUACUAUGAUUCGUGUGUCAGAGAUUCUUGUGCUUGCGACACUGGUGGGGACUGUGAGUGUUUCUGCACAGCUGUUGCUGCCUACGCAAAAUCUUGUAAUGAAGCUGGAGCCUGUGUAAAAUGGAGAACUCCAAAGCGAUGCCCCGUGUUCUGUGACUACUAUAACUCCCCCGAUGGCUGUGAGUGGCACUACAAGCCCUGUGGUGCUGACUGCAUGAAAACCUGCAGGAAUCCCUCUGGAAAUUGUUCUGCUCUCAUCACUGGCCUGGAAGGAUGUUACCCACAGUGUCCACCAGCCCAACCUUUUUUCAAUGAGGACUCAAUGACCUGUGUUGCCUGGGAACAGUGUGGCUGUUAUGAUGAUCAGGGCACCAACUAUGGAAUUGGGGAUUAUGUACCAUCAGAAAACUGCUACAGCUGCUCGUGCAAACUAUCAGGAAUUAGUUGCGUCUAUGACGUAAACUACUGCUCUUGCUUUGUCAAUGGGAAAACUUACAAGUAUGGAGAAACCAUUUACAACACCACAGACGGCCUGGGCAGUUGCAUGGAAGCUGUCUGUGGACCUGAUGGAGUUGUUUCAAGAGACGUGUAUUCAUGUCCAAAGACUACAACGCCUCUUCCUACAACAACUCCAUUCACAUUCAGCACAGUGCCAAAGGGUGUCUGCAUCUAUAACAUGACUGAGUUUGAGCCCGGUGAGAAGAUACCAAAAGAACCAGAACCAACUCCUAGACCUCCUACGGACAACUCCUGGACCUUCAGGACCAGAACAGCCAUCUGGUACCACACUGGGAACAACUGCCCCACCAUCUGGAACAGGUCAACCCUCAGGAACAACAGUAUCCCCUCCAGGAAGUGGUCAACCAUUAGGAACAACGGCACCAGUAACCAGACCAGGUCAACCUCUUGGCACAACUGCUGGAACAACGGCACCACCCUCAGGACCUGGACAACCUUCAGCAACAACAGCAUUGACAACAGCACCGCCACAAGGACCAGGACAGCCAUCAGGCACAACACCAAGAACAACAGUGGUGUCACCAGGAACUGGUCAACCGAUUGGAACAACAUCAGGUACCAGAACACCACCAUCAGGUGUGACAACAGCACCUCCAGGACCUGGACAGCCAUCUGGGACAACUUUUGCAGGGACAACGGCACCAAUCCCGGGAACUGGUCAGCCAUCAGGGUCGACUACAGGAACAACAGCACCACCAUCUGGGCCUGGCCAACCAGUGGGAACGACAGUUGGUACAACUGGGCCUCCACCAAAACCAGGAACUCCAGCCAGUACCACUGUAAACACCACAGCGCCCCCAUCAGGACCUGCUGGAACAACAGGUUCACCACCGGGCUCUGGUCAGCCAUCAGGAACGACGCCAACAACAACAGGCCCCCCAACUGGCCCAAGUCAACCCCUGGGUACAACACCAAGAACAUCUGUACCACCACCAGGACCAGGUCAACCAUCAGGAACAACACCAAGAACGACAGGACCCCCAUCUGGACCAGAACAACCAACUCAAACAGCAGAAGGAACAACAGCUCCACCUUCUGGUCCCAGUCAACCCUCUGGCACAACAGCAGCAACGACAGCACCACCACUUGGGCAGCCUUCUGGCACAACAGCUGCUACAACAGCACCACCACCUGGAUCUGGUCAACCUUCUGUAACAACACCAAAAACAACAGGACCCAACUCUGCAACGACCGCAGCAAUUACUCUACCCCCCUCUGGACCAGGUCAGCCAUCAGGAACAACACCAAGAACAACAGGAGCACCACCAGGAUCAGAACAACCAUCUGUAACAGAAGGAACAACUGCACCCCCUCCAGGACCCGAACAACCAGCAGGAACAACACCAAAUACAACAGGACCAACCCCCCGACCUGGACAACCAACUGGCUCAACAGGAGGAACAACAGUCACACCAUCUGGUCCUGGCCAACCUUCUGGCACAACACCAUCAGGUACAACACCAACGGCAUCAGGCACUCAACAAACUAUUGCAACUACUACAGCCCCUACAGAACCAGGACAGCCAUCUGGGACAACAGUGGGAUCAACACCGCCAGGACCAGGACAACCAUCUGGAACCACAGCAGGAACAACAGCUCCACCAUCAGGGGUUAUGAAUAUGAACCUGAUCCAGUCAUGUGCUGUGGAAAGUGUGUCCAGAAGAGCUGUGUUGUUACUGCACCAGAUAAUUCUACACUCUUCAUUCGGGUCAACGAAACGUAUGUUUCCCCUGAUGAUCCAUGUGUCAAAUACACUUGUGAUAAGAUCGGUGAUACACUGAUGACGACUGAGAUUGUCAAGUCCUGUCCACCCUUCAACCCUGAUGACUGUGAACCUGGCACAGAGACGACUGAUGCUGACGGAUGCUGCAAGUCUUGCAAGCUGCGCAGUGUCUGUGAGGUAGAGACUGAAGAGAUCAUCCUGGAGACUGACAAGUGUAGAACAACUGUGCCGGUCAGCGUCACCUCCUGUGCAGGCCACUGUGGAAGCACAUCUAUAUAUUCUGCUGCAGCCAACUCCAUGAUGCACCAGUGUGAGUGUUGCCAAGAGGACGCUACCAGUCAGAGGCAGGUGGAGAUGACCUGCGAGGAUGGAACCAAGAUCCAGCACACCUACACCGUGGUGGAAUCAUGCCGCUGCACCAAAGCUGAGUGUGUGCCAGGGACCACAGCACGACCACGCCGCAGGAGACGAUGAGCACCGACAUACUGAGCGCCGUGAAUGACGACAAUGAAAGACACGCCUUAAAUCACAAUCUUUGACUCAACUUUUUAGACUUUACUUUUUGUUCUGUCAUUUUGGACAGGGUGUGAUGUCUCUCUCAAUUUUCUUUAAAAUCAUGAUUAUUAAAAUUA
Messenger RNA from Synchiropus splendidus (mandarinfish), 4616 nucleotides. Its product is annotated as mucin-5AC-like. The transcript is spliced from 30 exons. NCBI's taxonomy places the organism in Eukaryota, Metazoa, Chordata, Actinopteri, Syngnathiformes, Callionymidae. The record is from RefSeq and is a predicted model, not a curated record. Bases 1 to 4458 code for a protein of 1485 amino acids. Gene Ontology annotation, cellular component: extracellular region; extracellular matrix. Gene Ontology annotation, molecular function: hormone activity.